AUGCCUCUGGUGAAGAGGAACAUUGAACCUCGUCACCUGUGCCGUGGCGCUCUUCCUGAUGGGGUGACCAGCGAGCUGGAAUGUGUGACCAACAGCACCUUGGCUGCCAUCAUCAAGCAGCUGGGUAGCCUCAGCAGACAUGCUGAAGACAUAUUUGGAGAACUGUUCAAUGAAGCCAAUAGUUUCUAUAUGCGGAUGAACUCCCUGCAGGAGAGGGUGGACCUUCUGGUGAUCAAGGUCACUCAGUUGGACUCGACGGUGGAGGAAGUUUCACUGCAAGACAUCAACAUGCGGAAAGCGUUCAAGAGCUCAACUGUGCAGAACCAGCAGGUGGUCUCUCGGAACUCCAUCCCUAACCCCGUGAUGGAGAUGUACCAACGCUGUGACAAGCCGCCACCGCUCAACAUCCUCACGGCAUACAGAGACGACAAGAAAGAUGGCCUCAAAUUCUACACCGACCCUUCAUAUUUCUUCAACUUGUGGAAGGAGAAGAUGCUGCAGGCGACUGAGGACAAGAGAAAGGAGAAACGCAGGCAGAAGGAGCAGCGGUUAGUGGAAGAUUCCACCCGGGAGGUGAAGAAAGUGAGAAAAGCUCGCAACCGGCGCCUGGAGUGGAACAUGAUGGCAUAUGAUAAAGAAUUCCGUCCCGAUAACAGGUUCUCACCAUCCCCAUAUCACAUGGCCUCAUCGGAAGGAUCACUGUCCCCAGAUAAUAGAUCUUAUGCGUCAGAUGCAGCUGAUCACUCAUACCCGGCCAGUCCUAACCACCCUGCACAGCAGAUAUUAGCUCCAGCCUCACACCUGUCAACAGACAACAAAGAGAUCAUCCUGGUCGCUAACCAGGCCCAGGAACAUGUCUACAGGCCCUCAGCAGCAGGAAGCCGUCAGAACAGUCUCAACCGAGUCCAGCAGCCCCAUGUGCCGCAGCAUCCAGAGACUAUAUUGAAUGGACCAAGACCUCAGAUAGUCAAGGAGUAUGGUCCCCAGCAGAUGCCCCUGGCAGAAUACUUUGUGCCUCCUGCUCCUCCGCCCCCGCCCCCUGUGAUACCCUCUGCUCAGACUGCCUUCGACAGCCCCAUCUCAGCACCUCCCGCCAUGGCACCCAGUGCUGCAGCCUCUGUGGCUCACUCGUCAUAUGCACCUUCCCCGCCUCCGGCUCCACCCUGCCCAUAUUCUGCUUCCCCCCCUCAGACUGGCCCGAUGGGGCCCCCCGUCGCACCUCCCCCACCUCCACCUGGUCCUCCAACAGUCGCUGCCUCGCCGGCUCACUCGGCGUCACCCCCGACGGCGGCGGUUGAACCUCGGAAACCUCAGAUCCCUCUGAUACCAAUGAGCGAUGCCAGGAGCGACCUGCUUGCUGCAAUUCGCAGGGGAAUUCAACUCCGGAAAGUCCAGGAACAGUGGGAACAGGAGGCGAAGAAGGAACCGGUUGGCAAUGAUGUAGCCACUAUCCUGUCCCGCCGGAUUGCCGUGGAGUACAGCGAAUCCGACGAUGACUCGGAACUGGACGACAAUGAGUGGUCAGAUUAAGAGAGCUCAGCAUGCUGUGUUGGCGUGUACUCCCCCCCAUCCCUGCUUCUCCACAAGGAGGUGUGUAUGGCUGGGUUCCCCUGAAAGUGAAUGCUGACCACCGUCAGCACGUAGUGUGACUUAUUCAGGAGCUUUGCUUUUACACCAUGUUGCAUUGUUGAAGAAACGACGGUAGUGUUGUCAGUGGAGAGUGCGCAGUGGUGGGACAUGCUUUAAAAGCAGCAGGCAUCUGCCCAGAAUCUCGUCAGGUGUGGCUAUGACACUUUAUAAUGCUGAGAACACAAUGAGGCGGGGAUCAGUGGAGUUACUCUGGAUUUACACCAGGGUGGCAGCAGUCAGAAGCUGGUCCCAUGCAUGUGUUUUUAGAGAAACAAAACUGCAGAAACAGCACUGCUUAUUUGGCCAGAUGUUAAUUUUAUAAUGAAAAGCUCCUGAAAAAGCAUCCUGUUCCCCUAGCAAA
This is a messenger RNA of Mauremys mutica (yellowpond turtle), 1990 nucleotides long. RefSeq names its product wiskott-Aldrich syndrome protein family member 3-like. Gene Ontology annotation, molecular function: Arp2/3 complex binding; actin binding; protein kinase A regulatory subunit binding. The transcript is spliced from 8 exons. The record is from RefSeq and is a predicted model, not a curated record. Gene Ontology annotation, cellular component: cytoskeleton. Gene Ontology annotation, biological process: positive regulation of Arp2/3 complex-mediated actin nucleation; actin cytoskeleton organization. NCBI's taxonomy places the organism in Eukaryota, Metazoa, Chordata, Testudines, Geoemydidae. The coding region runs from base 1 to 1530 and encodes 509 amino acids.